Periophthalmus magnuspinnatus is the source of this 2964-nucleotide messenger RNA. It is a transcript of the gene aldh1l1, whose product is annotated as aldehyde dehydrogenase 1 family, member L1. Gene Ontology annotation, molecular function: formyltetrahydrofolate dehydrogenase activity; aldehyde dehydrogenase (NAD+) activity. The transcript is spliced from 23 exons. Gene Ontology annotation, biological process: one-carbon metabolic process; biosynthetic process; 10-formyltetrahydrofolate catabolic process. Gene Ontology annotation, cellular component: cytoplasm. The record is from RefSeq and is a predicted model, not a curated record. Lineage: Eukaryota; Metazoa; Chordata; Actinopteri; Gobiiformes; Gobiidae. Bases 97 to 2805 code for a protein of 902 amino acids.
AGUGGGGCGAAAUUAAGAAGUUGCGUAGCAGCCUGAUCUCUCUUUUCCACUGCUCUGAGCCAGGGGUCUGCAGCAAGAGAAGCCCAAGCUGUGGUGAUGAAGAUCGCAGUGAUUGGUCAGAGCCUGUUUGGCCAGGAAGUGUACAAGGAGUUGAGGAAAGAAGGCCACACCAUCGUAGGAGUCUUCACUAUUCCUGAUAAUGACGGCAAAGCAGACCCCUUGGCCGUGGAAGCAGAGAAGGAUGGCGUGCCCGUGUUUAAGUUCCCUCGCUGGAGAGUGAAGGGUCAGGCCAUCCCCGAGGUGGUGAGCCAGUACUCUGCCACUGGCGCUGAGCUCAACGUGCUUCCGUUCUGCUCCCAGUUCAUCCCCAUGGAGGUCAUCAACCACCCCAAACAUGGCUCCAUCAUCUACCAUCCUUCUCUGCUGCCCCGCCACAGAGGAGCCUCUGCCAUCAACUGGACUUUGAUCCACGGUGAUAAGAAAGGAGGCUUCACUGUAUUUUGGGCAGAUGAUGGUCUGGACACUGGACCUAUCCUGCUGCAGAGAGAGUGUGAUGUGGAGCCAGAUGACACGGUCAACUCCAUCUACAAGAGGUUCCUGUUCCCUGAGGGCGUCAAGGGCACGGUAGAAGCAGUGAGGCUAAUCGCAGAGGGAAAAGCUCCAAGGAUCACCCAGCCACAAGAGGGCGCUACCUAUGAGUGCAUCCAGAAGAAGGCAAACGCAAAGAUUGACUGGAACCAGACAGCAGAAGCCCUUCACAACUGGAUCAGAGGGAACGACAAAGUCCCUGGAGCAUGGGCCGAAGUAGACGGAAAGAAUGUGACUUUCUAUGGCUCUACUCUGGUUGGAAAUGGGACUGCAGCACAAGGACAGCCACUGGAGAUCCCUGGGGCGAGUCAGCCUGGACUGGUGACCAAAGGAGGACUGAUGCUGUUUGGCAAUGAUGGCAAAACACUUUUGGUGAAGAACCUGCAGUUUGAUGAUGGAAAGAUGAUCCCUGCCUCGCAGUACUUCAGUGCAGGGAAGACCUCUGCUGUGGAGCUGACAGAGGAGGAGAAAGCUCUGGCUGAGCAGAUGAGAGCUGUGUGGCAAAGCAUUCUGACCAAUGUCAGUCAAGUCCAGGACUCCACGGACUUCUUUAAGUCUGGAGCAGCUUCCAUGGAUGUGGUCAGACUUGUGGAAGAGGUGAAGCUGCUGUCCAGUAACUGUCAGCUCCAGAACGAAGACAUUUACAUGAACUCCACUUUCCAGGAGUUUAUCCAGAUGUGUGUGAGGAAGCUCCGUGGUGAGGAUGAGGAGGAGGAGCUGGUGGUGGACUAUGUGGAGGUGGACAUCAACAAAAUGACAGUAAAGAUGCCUCAUCAGCUGUUUAUAAAUGGAGAGUUUGUGGAUGCAGCAGGUGGAAAAACGUACAAGAGCAUUAAUCCAACCACCGGCACGGCCCUGUGCAAUGUGUCCUUGGCUCAGAUCAGUGAUGUGGACAGAGCUGUAGCUGCUGCCAAAGAGGCCUUUGAGAACGGAGAAUGGGGCAAAAUGAACCCCCGAGACAGAGGCCGCCUCAUCUACAAGUUAGCUGACCUGAUGGAGCAGCACCAGGAGGAGCUGGCCACAAUUGAGUCCCUGGACUCUGGUGCUGUCUAUACUCUGGCCCUGAAGACUCACAUUGGUAUGUCUAUACAGACCUUCCGCUAUUUUGCUGGCUGGUGUGACAAAAUUGAGGGCAGUACUAUCCCCAUCAACCAGGCCAGGCCCAAUCGCAACAUUACAUUUACAAGAAGAGAACCCAUCGGUGUGUGUGCUAUAGUGAUUCCCUGGAACUACCCUCUGAUGAUGCUGGCCUGGAAGACUGCAGCCUGUUUAGCUGCUGGGAACACUGUGGUCCUCAAGCCGGCUCAGGUGACCCCUCUGACUGCACUCAAAUUUGCAGAGUUGGCUGCUAGAGCAGGAUUUCCAAAGGGUGUCAUAAACAUUCUCCCAGGAUCAGGUGCCCUGGUUGGUCAGCGGAUGUCAGACCACCCUGAUGUUCGUAAGCUUGGUUUCACUGGCUCAACUGAAAUUGGCAAACACAUCAUGAAGAGCUGUGCUGUGAGUAAUGUGAAAAAGGUUUCUCUGGAGCUCGGAGGAAAGUCACCUCUUAUUAUCUUCAGUGACUGUGACAUGGACAAGGCAGUGCGGAUGGGGAUGAGCUCAGUGUUCUUCAAUAAAGGAGAGAAUUGCAUUGCAGCGGGCAGACUGUUUGUGGAGGAUACUAUUCAUGACCAGUUUGUCAAAAAAGUGGUGGAGGAGGUGAAGAAAAUGAAGAUCGGAGACCCACUGGACCGAGCGACAGACCACGGUCCUCAGAACCACAAAGCUCACUUGGACAAACUGGUGGAGUUCUGUCAGACUGGAGUGAAGGAGGGGGCUACACUGGUGUAUGGGGGCAAGCAACUAGAGCGUCCAGGGUUCUUCUUUGAGCCCACCAUCUUCACUGACGUACAGGACCACAUGUUUAUUGCCAAAGAAGAGUCAUUUGGACCAGUUAUGAUCAUAUCCAAAUUCAAGAGCGGCGAGGUAGAUGACGUCCUGAGAAGGGCUAACGAUACAGAAUAUGGACUGGCAUCUGGAGUCUUCACAAAAGACAUCAGCAAAGCCCUGUAUGUCAGUGAGCGACUGAAUGCAGGCACUGUUUUUGUCAACACGUACAAUAAAACUGAUGUAGCUGCACCUUUUGGUGGAUUCAAACAGUCUGGAUUUGGCAAAGACCUGGGAAAAGAAGCUUUGAACGAAUACUUGAAGACAAAGGCAGUGACUAUUGAGUAUUGAGUCCAGUAUUUCAGACCAGGGGAGCAACAUCCCCAAUUGUGAAAAUUAAUGUGAAGUGCCUUAACAUACAUGACCUUAAGUAUGAAUUCCAUUUUUAAUAUAUUGAAUUUAUUUGAAGAACUAAUAUUGAAUUUAAAAUAAAAAUACACUUUUAUUCAC